Messenger RNA from Fusarium sp. VM40, 864 nucleotides. The record is from the annotation of a GenBank genome assembly. NCBI's taxonomy places the organism in Eukaryota, Fungi, Ascomycota, Sordariomycetes, Hypocreales, Nectriaceae.
AUGUCAAAGGUUGCACCUGUGGUUGCGCUAUCCCACGGCGGUGGUCCCAUGCCUCUUCUCGGCGACCCCCAGCACAAGGACAUCGUCUACUCCCUCAAGAACCGCGUCCCCAAGAUCCUCAAGCUCGGCACUCCAGAGCAGCCCCGAGCCAUCAUCCUCGUCACCGCGCACUGGUCUACCUCGCACCCUACCAUCUCUUCAGGCUCAUCUCAUAAACUGUACUACGACUACUACGGUUUCCCUCCUGAAACGUACUCUCUCAAGUACCCGGCGCCUGGAAAUCCAGAGGUUGCGCACGAAGUCGCCGAUGCUCUACGUGCAGAGGGGUUCACCCCUGAGCUUGACGCCGAGCGAGGAUGGGAUCACGGCGUGUUCGUUCCUAUGCUGCUCGUCAACCCCAAGGCCGACGUCCCCAUAGUGCAAGUCUCAGUGCUCGAGUCCGAAGACCCAGAGGAGCAUCUCCGCAUGGGCGCAGCGCUGGGCAAACUGCGCGCCAAAAACAUUGCCGUCGUCGGCUCCGGCUUUGCGAGUUUCCACAACAUUCGCACCAUGAUGGCGAUGGGUAGCGCAGGGCCUGAACAGCGGGCGCAGUUCCGCACAUUGUCUGAUCAAUGGAGCAAUACCCUGACUGACUCUGUUCUCAAGAAGGAUCUGGAUGAACGCUGGAAGGCCCUCAAGGGCUGGAGGAAGUUUCCCUAUGCUGAUAUGAUGCACCCGCCAAGAGCAGGGGAGCAUUUCAUGCCAUUGCUUGUAUGCGCGGGUGCGGCGAGUGAUGGUGAGGAGACGAGGAAGUAUAGUGAUGAGUAUGUUGGAGUUGAGAUUAGCACGUUUUACUGGGGAUCUGAGGAUGAGAGCAAGCUGUAG